Messenger RNA from Soboliphyme baturini, 345 nucleotides. Lineage: Eukaryota; Metazoa; Nematoda; Enoplea; Dioctophymatida; Soboliphymatidae. The record is from the annotation of a GenBank genome assembly.
AUGCACUCACUGAUGCACACAAUGAGGUCCUUGUUCCAGCUGAUGCUCGUAGCCAUUGUGAACCCGGCCGAGAUCAGCCCAGGCGCCAUCUUAUCGGUGAACGAACAUCAUAAGACAGCUGGACUGGAUUUGCGACUGGGCGAUGACGCCUUGGUCAGGAUUUUCUGUGAUUUAUUCGUGCUGCCCAAAAACUGGCCACGAAACAUACCAGCCGAAUGUGUAAGGCACGCACCAACCGACCGGACUCACUUCGCUGCCGAGUUCUCAGUGCAGCAACUGCAGUUGCAGCUUGGCCCAGUUUCGACCGACUGCGACCAUAUUUCCAGUUGUUCGAAACCCGAGUGA